This is a messenger RNA of Stylophora pistillata, 2939 nucleotides long. RefSeq names its product xaa-Pro aminopeptidase 1. The record is from RefSeq and is a predicted model, not a curated record. Lineage: Eukaryota; Metazoa; Cnidaria; Anthozoa; Scleractinia; Pocilloporidae. Gene Ontology annotation, molecular function: metalloaminopeptidase activity.
ACUACAGCGCACUCAUUUAGAAUCAAAUUUUGUUGUCAUUGUGAACAUUAAUUUUUUGGUAAAAACAUGGGUAAACCAACUGGACAUCUGUUACGUCAACUGAGGUCUCUCAUGAAGAAUAAGCAUCAUUUACCUGAAGUGAUUCAAGGUUACAUUAUCCCAUCUGAAGAUGCCCAUCAGAAUGAAUAUCUAGCAUCAUGUGACUUGAGAAGAGAAUUUAUCAGUGGCUUUAGUGGCUCAGCAGGAACUGCGAUUGUUACAGAAACCAAGGCAGCACUUUGGACAGAUGGACGAUAUCACCUACACGCAGAAAAGCAACUGGAUUUAAACUGGACACUAAUGAGAGAUGGGUUAUCUGAAACUCCAACUCAGGAAGACUGGCUGAUCCAGGAAUUACCUAGAGGUUCAAAGAUUGGUGUUGAUCCAUGGGUUAUUACACAUGGAAAAUGGCACAAAAUAUCUCAGAGUCUACUAGCAGCUGGGCUGUCAUUAGUAUAUGCAGAGAAGAAUCUGGUUGAUCUGGUGUGGGCAGAUCACAAUCGACCUGACCCACCCUCUGAGGGGCUGAUGGUAUUGGACAUCUCAUUCACUGGAAAAACCUGGCAACAAAAAGUAAAGGAAGCACGUGGAACAAUGAAAAAGAAGAAGGCUGAUGCAUUAGUGGUAACUGCCCUGGACGAAAUUGCAUGGUUGUUUAACUUGCGAGGGGCUGAUGUGACUUUUAAUCCUGUGUUCUUUGCGUAUGCUAUGAUCACUCAAGAUGAAGUUAGUUUGUUCAUUGAUGAUGCCAAACUUGACAAAGCUGUAUCUAAACACCUGGGCUUGGAUAGUGUAAAUGGCAACAAUCAGAUUAAAGUUACUGUGCAUCCAUACGAGGGAAUAUCAGAUGCUAUCAAGGAGGCUGCUAGCAGUGGAGCAAGGAUUUGGAUUAGUUUGUCAUCCAGUGCUGCAUUAGUAAGGCUCGUCCAUAGGACUCAACUCAUCUCUGAUCCGUCACCACUGGCUCGUAGCAAAGCAGUCAAGAAUGCAGUGGAAAUUGAGGGCAUGCGUGAAGCUCACAUUAGAGAUGCCGUUGCUUUGUGCGAGUAUUUCUCUUGGCUGGAACAAGAGGUUCCUAAAGACGACCUCACAGAAGUCACAGGAGCAGCCAAACUAGAAGGGUUUAGAAGAGAGCAGGAAAAUUUUGUAAGCCUGAGUUUUGAAACAAUCUCCGCUGUGGGUUCCAAUGGAGCAAUUAUCCAUUACAGACCGGCUGAAGAAACGGACCGUAUGAUUUCCAACGAAGAGUUGUACUUAUGCGACUCUGGAGCUCAGUUUAAGGAUGGCACCACUGAUGUUACUCGCACGUGGCAUUUUGGGGUCCCUUCAAAGCGGGAGCGGGAAUGUUUCACUCGUGUUCUGAAGGGACACAUUGCAUUGGCAAGAGCUGUCUUUCCAAACAAAACCACAGGUCAUAGAUUAGACACUUUAGCCCGCAUGGCCUUGUGGGAUGCUGGAUUGGAUUACCUGCAUGGUACAGGGCAUGGGAUUGGCUCGUUUUUAAAUGUACAUGAAGGUCCCCAGGGGAUCGGAUUCCGGAGCAGAGAGAAUGAGGCUCCCUUAGAAGCCGGCAUGAUGGUUACUGACGAGCCGGGAUAUUACGAAGACGGUGCUUUUGGAAUCCGCAUUGAAAAUGUGUUGCUUGUAAAACCAGUUGAACUACAGAAUAAUUUUAAAAACAGAGGGUACCUAGGCUUUGAGCCGAUAACUCUGUUUCCAAUCCAAACCAAGCUUCUGAUGCCGUCCAUGUUAACAACAGAAGAGAUCGACUGGAUCAAUUGGUAUCACGGCUUAUGUGCUGAAAAGGUUGGAUCAGCUCUAAGAGAACAAGGCCGUACAAGCGCACUGAACUGGCUAAUAAAGGAAACAGUUGCUUUAGGUUGACUGCCCCGGCUGACAACUGGAUAAGAGACCAGAGCGUGAGCGGAUAAAUGAUAUAUGCUCGCGUUACGUCUGUUUUGUAAGUCUAUAGAUGGUGCUUAGUAAAUCGAUUAACACCACACCCAGGCAAAAGCGAUAAUUAGCAAGAAAACCAUUAUGGGUCCUCUACCAGCGCUGCUUCGAGGGGACUCUGCACUGCGUUACGUUGCAAAAACUCGAUUAUUGGGAAUAACAGUAGAUCACAACCUCACUUGGACACCGCAUGUAUUGGACCUUAAGAAAAACCUUGCGAACAAAUUAGAAUUACUAAAACGCUCUAGAUUUUCACCAAAAGAUGUUUUAAAGAAAUUCUAUUUUAGUGGUAUUUUACCAUCUAUAAAUAAUGGCCUUGUUUUAUGGGGAUCGUGUUGGAAUUCUGAGUUAAUUUAUUCAAAGGGUAGAUUCCACUGUAGGGUCGCCAGGAUUAUUUUUGAUUUAUCUAAAGACAUGGCAUCCAGCGAAGUAAUGAAAAUCGUGAACUGGUCAACAAUUAGAUUAAGUUACAAACUGGAAAUAUUUAAAUAAACGUACAACGCAUACAAGAAUAUUGUACCUGACAGUUUAUGUGGAAAUAUUUUUAGUAAACGAGACAACUAUUACUCACUGAGAGGGCACGAGGUAGCGGCUAUCUGCAGGCACCAAAGCAGAUUUAUGAAAGACUCAUUAGCCUAUCGAGGGCCUAUAUUAUGGAAUCUGGUGAACUUCAAUGAAAAAAAUAACUAAUGUAAACUUCAAGGAAUAAAGAAACGGCUUACUGCCAGGGAUUAUUUGGAAGAUUUUAUCUUUGACGGCACAGCAAUCUCCACGUUGAGACACAGAGUCAGCGACUAUGUGUACUUUUAAGUUUUUAAGUUUUUUUAGUUAGUUUUUAUUAAACAUUUACAUGUAUAUAUUUUGUGACGUAGUUAGGUAUACACGGCCCCACAAGCUUGUCAGCUUUAAUUCUUAUCGUGUGUUAAUAAAGGUUUUAUGUUGUGUUA